GGCAACUCAUGCCGGACCGUCAUGGGACGAAGAGGUGGUGCCUGCGCUCCGGAAGCGUGCGUGACAUGUUCUAUGGCGUGGCGACCGCGCUGACGCUUAUCCUGAACAGGCCUCCAGAGCGAGAGCAGGUCCCUUGCGCGCCGGAUCUCUGCCGUGUCCGUAUCUUCAAUGGAAGAGUACCCAAGCCCGACGCUCUCUGCAUCCACCGUGCGCCAGUCGACGUCCACCGCGAGCCAACAGUCCUCGAGCACCGCCCCCCGGCCCAGCUACCAGUCCCGCACUUCCUCCGAUCGAAGCAAGGCCCGGGGGCAGCCCAAUGGCCGCCCCGCCGCGCAGCCCAUGGACCAUCACACGGCAUCGAGCUCGUCAUCAGAGCACAACCGCUCGCGCACAUACUCGCAGCCGCGCCCGCCGAACGCCCGCUCGCCGAGCCCGAGCCGCCCAGCGAGCAAGUCCUCCGUCGCCCUCGCCAACACCUCCCCGAAGCCGACCCGUAUACCCAUGCGUGCGCGCGCGAGCAGCACGGUGACCAGGAGCCCGAGCGCCGCGCCCUAUGCGGAUGGCAAUCAGGUCUCGUACCCGCCGUCGCCGCAGGCGCACCUGCUUCGCGAGCCGCCGCCGUUCAACCCCGCGAGCUCGACCUCGUCUAUCGGGCAUCCCGAGACGCCUCCUGGCCAGCGAUACCACCCUUAUCUCCCUGACGAGAGCCCACCGCGCGCGUCCAUCGAGUCAGAGGAGCGCCCCUACGAGCACUGGUAUCGUGGCGAUGUCUCACGCAAUGGUGGCGUCGGCGAGCUCAAGGUGGGCCGGCGCCAGGAAAUGCUCGACAUCGCGAAUUAUGGCCACGCCCUGCGCAUGCAAGAGGACGAACGGCGCCGACGGAUCGCCGCGCUGGAUGAGUCGCGCUCAGGCAGUGUCGUCGGGUUUGUCGGCGAGCGUGAUCGCGGCAGUCUGUACAUCGACGACGAGCGCUACGAGAGCGAGGACGGUGUGAUGGAGGAGCACCCGCUCACGGACAUGGACGAGCAGGAGAUCACAGAAGAUGACUAUAGGGAGGAGGAGGAAGAUGACAAUCUGACCAUGCAACAGCACAACGGCUACGCUCACGCUGAUCAGUCGACUCAAUCCGCACCCGGCAGGUUCAGCCGCUCAGAGGACAGGAGCGAGACACCGACGCGGGCACCCUCACGGACGCCAACACCCUCUCAGGGCCGUGCACUCAAUGGAUCCGCGACUCGGAAAAGCCCCACUCCGACCCCUUCAUCUCGCAAGACCCCGACGCCUACCUCGCGUACGAACGGCAAGAACCCAGCUGCCAGUCGGAAGAGCCCGACGCCUGCGCCCCGGAUGCAGAAGCCGCGAGCGGGAAGCGAGGAGCCGCAAACGAACACGCCGAAGCCGCCGCGGGCGACGAAGGCGGCGACGACUGGAGGGCGGAGAGGCCCGCCACCGUCGGCAACCAAGCGAAAGCAGAAGGCGCCGACGACGCGGAAGGAAAAGGAGGAGGACCGGCGGAGUAUUGCGCACUAUCCCUCCAUUAGUGCGGAUGAGGAUGCGAUUCCGGUGUGGACACAGCCGAAGAAGGCGGGCAAUUGGGAUGAGGUUAUCCUCCCGGCUGUUGCGCGUAAACAGGGGCUGAGUGAGCACUAUGAGCAAGCGGAUGGGAGUCCGAAGCCGGUGCAGAGACGGAGUAAUCCUGCGCCUGCGCCAGGGACUUUCGGCUUCGACCACAGCAAGUACAGGCCACCGCGCGACGGGGAGGCGAUCGAGAUGGACGAGUUCGGGCGGCCGAUCGAGCAAGAGGACGACCGGAGGCCAGAAGAGCAGGAAGAAGAACGAAAUUAUGCGACAGAGCAACAGCAGCAGCAAGGCCAAUCCACCCGGCGACACUGGAAUGCGCACGACGAGACGCCGCUCCCCAUAACGAGACCACCGCAGCCGCCGAGUCCUGCACCGUUCUCGCAUUAUUUGGAGAGCACGGACCAGAGCCUGCCGCCGAUGCCGCCGCCGCCGGACCGCCAGCCGCAGCGCGUGGACGAGGACGACGCGGGCGGCGGGUGCUGCAAAUGUGUCGUCAUGUGAUCGCGAACAUAUCACGUGUGGCUCGCGUGGACGUUAUCCUCGUCACUCGUCACGCGUCGCCCGUGCCAUACCCGUCUCGUCGUCCUCUGCGCCUCCGGUGUACCACACGGCCAUGUGUCCUGCUGCAUCUUGUGACAUACCCGCAUAUAUGUUGUUGUCGCUAGUACCUACCGUUCUCCGCCCUCGUUUCUCUUCUCUUUCCUCUGUUCCUGGAUUUCAUCUAACGCG
Molecule: messenger RNA, 2310 nt
Organism: Schizophyllum commune H4-8
Lineage: Eukaryota; Fungi; Basidiomycota; Agaricomycetes; Agaricales; Schizophyllaceae
Exons: 2
Coding region: 169-2082 (637 amino acids)
Source: RefSeq, a predicted model, not a curated record